Messenger RNA from Symsagittifera roscoffensis, 1571 nucleotides. Its product is annotated as serine/threonine-protein kinase Chk2-like. The transcript is spliced from 11 exons. Gene Ontology annotation, molecular function: ATP binding; protein kinase activity. The record is from RefSeq and is a predicted model, not a curated record. The coding region runs from base 285 to 1472 and encodes 395 amino acids. Gene Ontology annotation, biological process: protein phosphorylation. Lineage: Eukaryota; Metazoa; Xenacoelomorpha; Acoela; Convolutidae.
UGUUAGAGCCUGUUGAGAAGUACUCAUUUGGAAAGGGUGAAGAUUGUGACUGCAUUCUCCCAGCUGACGCCUUUUCCAGUGCAUCGCUUGCAGUCAUUUCUAAGAAACACUUCAUCAUCCACAAGCAACUUUGCAGUGCAGAUGUGGAUGACUUCGAUGUAGUUCUUCAAGAUAUCAGUUCUAAUGGAACUCUUGUCAAUGGCAAUAAAGUCGGCAAAAACAAGUUCCGCGUAUUGCAGUCCAAUGAUGAAAUUUCCUUAGCUACGAACUCCAUAAAAGUGUUCAUGUUUGUGUCUGCGAAGUCGACCUCUAGCAGUGUGCAUUCGGAUGUGGCCGACAAAUACCUCGUGUCCAAACUACUCGGAAAAGGCGCGUGUGGGGAUGUGUUUCUUGUGUUCCUCGAGGCAGAUUUCUCCCGUCAAUUCGCCAUGAAAAUAGUGGACAAGAAGUCCUUCACUAGUACAAUCAUAGCACCCUCAGCAACUACAAGUGGGGUGCUGCGCAGCUCUGCCAAUGACGUCUUGAGCGAGGUCAACAUUCUCAAGCAGUUGCAGCAUCCUUGUAUCAUACAUGUGCAUGAAGUAUUUGACUACCCGGAUCGACUAUAUCUCGUUCUUGAGAGAGCGAUUGGUGGUGAGUUAUUUGACAGAGUUGUGAAGAAGGAUGGAUUGGAUGAGUUCACUGCGAAGCUCUACUUCUAUCAAAUGCUACUGGCAAUAGAGUACCUGCACUCAAAGAACGUCGUGCAUAGAGAUUUGAAGCCGGAAAAUAUUCUGCUGGCAAGUGAGGCGGACAUGACCCUGAUUAAAGUGACAGACUUCGGUUUGUCGAAACUGGUGGGGGAGCAGUCGCUGAUGAAGACACUUUGUGGCACCCCCAACUACCUUGCCCCCGAGAUAAUCAAGACAUCGGGCAUGGGACACUACAAUAGCAAGGUCGACUCGUGGAGUCUUGGUGUCAUCCUCUUCAUCAUGUUGGCCGCCUACCCGCCCUUCUCAGAUGAUUACAAUGACAUGCCACUGGUUGAGCAGAUCAAGAAGGCUCGCUUCUCCUUUGCCGACCAUGCAUGGAAGUCAGUCAGCAAAGAAGCAAAGAAUCUGAUCAGCAAAAUGAUCGUUGUCAACGCUGCGAAGAGAUUCAACUGCACACAGGCACUCCGGCACAAUUGGCUCAAAGAUGAAGUAAUGGUUAAGCAAGUCGAAGAAUUGAUGAAGAAAGACAUCGAUACAAGGGAUGCGACAGCUAAAAAGCCUUCAUCAGAAGAUGUGAAUGCAAGUGUUAUGCAAAAUAUAUCACAUGAGAGCGAGGCGGACUUGCUGAAUAAUACGGUGCAACUGAAGAACUCGUGUAAAGAAAACGCUGACCUCACUGUAGGAAAUGUAUCAGAGAAGGACAUAGUGUGGAAGUUAGAGGAAGAUUCUUCAGAAUCGUGUUCAGGUGCCAAGAAAGCAAAAGUCGAUAAGCUAAAUUGAACUUAUGCAAGCUGAACAAAUGAUCACAUUCUUAAUUGAUUUUGUUUUGGUAUUAUAUUCCAACUGUCAAAGAAAAUUAACCAUUUUUGUAAAUCGUCA